GGUCACUGUAUGUAAAAUAGAUGUAAAACUGCUACUUCCGCGCUAUUUUCUCCGCACUGUUUAUCCAUGUGUUUAUCUUAUGAUUUAUCGCUAUGUUUUGUUCAAAUUGUGGACGAUCAUGUGGGGAUUCGGAUAGAUUCUGUACAAAUUGUGGUACAGGGAUGAAUUCAACCAUACUCGAAGAUGAUGUUGAUGAAGAAAGAGAAGUUUCCAUUGACGAACAAAGUCUCAUCACGUACUAUUUUCAUCGUGGGUUUAUGUACGAUGAGAUUAUUCUGUUUUUAGCUAAAAGACAUAACACUGUAAUGAGCUACAGCACUUUGUUGAGACGACUGAAAGUCUAUGGCCUUAACAGAAGAGGGUUUUUCCAAAGAGAUGAAUCUGAAGAAACAUUUCACCAAGCGAAAAGGCGGAUCAGUGAAAUGAUCAAUGGACCGCAAUCAUCAGCUGGAUACCGAUCAAUUUGGCACACCUUGGAAAUGGAAGGGUUGAGGAUUCCGCGUGUUGUUGUACAAGAUCUUUUAAAAGAAUUACAUCCUGAUGGAGUAGAAGCAAGGAAAGCUCACCGUCUCAAAAGAAGAGUCUAUCACAACCCUGGCCCUAAUUAUGCAUGGCAUAUAGAUGGUUUUGAUAAGUUAAAACCUUGGGGCUUUCCCAUUCAUGGAGCAAUUGAUGGCUUUAGCCGUCGGAUUCUAUGGCUUCGUGUCACCAGACUUAAUAAGUGCCCUGAUAAUAUUGCAACAUUUUAUCUAAACACAGUUAAGCAAUUGAUGGGUUGCCCUGUUAAGUUGAUUACGGAUCUUGGGACAGAAAAUGCAAUAGUUGCUGCAGCUCAAAGCUAUUUUCGAGAAAAUCCUGAUUCUCAUAGAUAUGUGACCAUGGCUGAUAUUGAAUGUAUAAGUUCAAGUAUUGUUCCAAAUGAUGUUCCAAAUGAAUAUGAUGAAUAUUUUGAUUAUGUCUCUAGUGAACUUUUGCUAGAAUCUCCAAAAGAUUGGAGUGAGGCAUAUCAACUAUAUUGCAAACUUAUGGAUGUAUCUAAAAAUGGAGCUUAG
Xenia sp. Carnegie-2017 is the source of this 1052-nucleotide messenger RNA. RefSeq lists its product as uncharacterized. Bases 93 to 1052 code for a protein of 319 amino acids. The record is from RefSeq and is a predicted model, not a curated record. Lineage: Eukaryota; Metazoa; Cnidaria; Anthozoa; Malacalcyonacea; Xeniidae. The transcript is spliced from 3 exons.